AUGAGAUUCCUGGCAUGUCUUUGGCCGUACGCACUCUUCGGUGCUUUGGUCCAAUCGCUCCAAUGUGCAGAACCACUCGUGCGCAAAGAAUGGCGUUCAUUAUCGAUUGAGGAACGUUCAAACUACAUCUCAGCCGUAAAGUGUUUGCAAGCCAAGGAACCGACUUCGUCCAAAGACACCCUCCCGGGCGCAACCAACCGAUUUGAGGACUUUGUGGGAGACCACAUACUUCAAACUGUGAAGCAGCACUUCACCGGCACAUUUCUUGCUUGGCAUCGACUGUUUCUGUCUGAGUACGAACAAGCCAUACGAGAAUGUGGUUUCGAAGGCGCCCAGCCAUACUGGGACUGGUCUCUCGACGCCGAAGAUCUUGGGGCCUCGGAAGUAUUCGAUCCAGAGUCCGGUUUUGGAGGAAAUGGCGAGUGGGUUCCAGGUACCUUCGAAGACCCCGAAGAAGGGAUUCCCGUCACUGCAGAAGGUGUGCCUGUUUCGUUUGAUGGCCGAACAGGCGGUGGCUGCAUCCCAAACGGGCCUUUCGCCAACAUGACGAUUCACAUGGGCCCGGGAGCCAGCACGACGUACUACGAGUGGUGUGUCAGGCGGGACUUCAUGCCGCAGUUCUUCAAUGAAUCGGCGCAUUCGACCGUGAUUUCGCGGCUGAUGCUCUUACCUGAUUUCGGACAGCUGACCCGUCAAGCCGAGCUCAGCGUCCAUGGUGCAGGACAUCCGGGCGUCGGUGGUUUGUACGGAACAUUGACUGACACCUACUCCAGUCUCAAGCCGGAGAUCCUCUGUUCUAUCUUCAUCAUACCAACCUGGACCGACUUUGGUGGUCAUGGCAGUCAAGGGAUCUGUCCACACGACUGA
This is a messenger RNA of Colletotrichum siamense, 867 nucleotides long. RefSeq names its product Tyrosinase-like protein orsC (gene orsC-4). The record is from RefSeq and is a predicted model, not a curated record. Lineage: Eukaryota; Fungi; Ascomycota; Sordariomycetes; Glomerellales; Glomerellaceae. Gene Ontology annotation, molecular function: oxidoreductase activity. The transcript is spliced from 4 exons. Bases 1 to 867 code for a protein of 288 amino acids.